UGUAUAUUGAAGCGAUGAGGAAGGUAGCCUUAUGACGCGGCUACUUAUAAACCAUGGCAAUCAUCCCAGAUGGAACGUAUUACAUCAAAAGCCUUUUACCACCAGGAGACGAUGCCGUCAUGAAUUCUACAGGUCACGUAGCAAACGCAGGCUCCAUCGGUGUUCAUCGAUCGUCAUUACCCGCGGCGCUACCCUCAUUCAAGCAUACCAUAAGGUUUAGUCAGGACACAGGAGCAGAAUGGAAGAUCACACAUAUCACGAACUCCAUGUUUAGCAUCUCAUUACCGGAUGGCAGAUUGUGGGAACGGAGACCGUCCGAUCGUUUGACUCCAGUUUCCCAAGCUACAGCAUGGACUUUUGAAGAUCCGGAAAGGCCGGGUCACCGCAUUCCCCCACUUGAUGAGCCCAAAUAUAGCAAGUCAAAGGCAGACAUAAAUGCAGAUGCACAGCGGCGAGCUCAGGACUAUCUCAGAUCGGGCGGAAUAGAUCAUAGUGCCGAACCUGUCGCUUCGUAAGGGGUUUUUGACUUGUGACCUCAAUCAAGGAUACGAUGAACUCAUUAACGGGUUUAGUAUGAGACGGAUGUUCUUCAAGAACAGGGGGACAGGGGAUAGGAUCACGUUCGAGAAAGGAGAGCAUAAUGGAAUAGCCGUCUCGAGUUCCGAACCAACUGCAGCGGACUACGAUACCAGGAGUGGGAAGUUGAGCUCGUGGGUGAUAAUUAUCGAAUUCGGAAUCCUAAGUCAGAGAGAUAUAUCCUGUC
Molecule: messenger RNA, 763 nt
Organism: Cantharellus anzutake
Lineage: Eukaryota; Fungi; Basidiomycota; Agaricomycetes; Cantharellales; Hydnaceae
Exons: 9
Coding region: 54-515 (153 amino acids)
Source: RefSeq, a predicted model, not a curated record